This is a messenger RNA of Asparagus officinalis (garden asparagus), 1985 nucleotides long. RefSeq lists its product as uncharacterized. The record is from RefSeq and is a predicted model, not a curated record. The transcript is spliced from 14 exons. NCBI's taxonomy places the organism in Eukaryota, Viridiplantae, Streptophyta, Magnoliopsida, Asparagales, Asparagaceae. The coding region runs from base 150 to 1763 and encodes 537 amino acids.
UUGACAGCAGAGGAAAAAGAAACGAAGGAGAAGGGAAAGCUCCAUCCUCUUCUCUUUCUCUCUCUCUCUCUCUCCCUCCCUCCUCUUUGUCCUCUUUAAAUUACAACUCAAUUUCAUUCGAUUUUUUUUAUUAUUUUCUCCCUCGAUUCAUGGAACAGCUCGUGAAUUUCAUCAUUCGGCCUCCGAGAGCUGAUUAUAGCCCGAUAGAUGAUUUGCUGGAUCAAGAGUUUAUGCUGAAGGGACGAUGGUAUCAGAGAAAAGACUUGGAGAUAAAAAAUAGUCGAGGACAUGCGCUGCAAUGUAGCCAUUACGGGCCUGCAGUAAUUCCUGAAGGGAAGACUCUUCCUUGUGUUAUAUAUUGUCAUGGAAACAGUGGGUGCAGGGCUGAUGCUAGUGAGGCUGCUAUUAUUUUGCUACCCUCAAACAUCACAGUGUUCACCCUUGACUUUUCAGGCUCAGGACUCUCUGGAGGAGAGCAUGUCACCUUAGGAUGGAAUGAAAAAGAAGAUCUUAAAGCUGUUGUUAACUACUUGCGAGCAGAAGGAAAUGUAUCUUGCAUUGGAUUAUGGGGGCGUUCCAUGGGUGCUGUCACCAGCUUGAUGUACGGUGCUGAAGAUCCAUCAAUUGCUGGAAUGGUUCUUGAUAGCCCAUUCUCCAAUUUGGUCGAUUUGAUGAUGGAGCUUGUGGAUACUUACAGAUACCCCUUACCAAAAUUUACUGUGAAGCUUGCAAUUCAGCACAUGCGAAAGGUUAUUAAGAAGAAGGCAAACUUCGACAUUAUGGAUUUGGAUACAAUUCAGGUGGCAAAGUGUUGUUUUGUUCCAGUUUUGUUGGGACAUGCAACUGAUGAUGACUUUAUAUGUCCACGGCAUUCAGACCGCAUAUAUGAAUCUUAUGUUGGAGAUAAAAACAUUAUUAAGUUUGAUGGAGAUCAUAAUUCCCCUCGUCCACAGUUCUACUUCGAUUCAAUUACAAUUUUCUUCCAUAAUGUGUUGAGCCCGCCAUCAGAUGAACAAUACUUCCACACAAUGCAUGACUUUCAUGACAAGGAUAUCCGGAAUGGUGUACCUGCAAUGGGGUAUGGACAUCAUGGUUCUAAUGGAUCACAUCCAGAACUUGCAUCAGGAAGCACAGAAGACGCUAUCAGUCAACUACGCUCUAGAAGACCUAUGAGUCGGACUGAGGUCCCAUCUGAUAUUUCCUCCCAAGAGAAACAAGAUGAGCCUGAGGGAAAUGGAGCAGAUGGUCCAUCUUCCUCUUCUAGGCUGUUCAGUGAUGCCCUCCCUAGCAAUGGUCAUUCGCUCAGCCCCGUUGACGAUGAAUAUGUGGAGUAUUCUUUUGAUAACUUUUCAGAUAUACCUUCCAGCAUGGAAGAUGAAGAAAGGAUGAUCAUGGAAGCAAUAAUGGAGUCCUUGAAAGACAUGGAACCGAGGCAUCCCCAAGGAGAUGCGCACUCUAAUAUAGACACAACUCCAAAUCUUCCAACAUCAAAUGGUACACAAGGAUCCGUAUCCGAAGCCAAUGAGCCAGCACCAGAGCCUGAAAAUAACAUGAUUUCAACAAGCUCCAAAUUGGAAUCAUCAGCAACCCCAGCACCCAUCACAAUUAGACCCUGUGCUACUAAUGAAUCAUCAACCAACCAGGAAGUUGAUACAAGUGACGGCACAAGAGCCACAUUGGUCGUGCAAAAGAAUCCAUCGAGCCACGUCAUCGAAGGGUUGGCACACCGUUGGAGUCUUAAUUUCUUCAAGAGCAAGAGAUGAAAUGAGGCAGAUAGGUUCUCUGACUGGAUUUACACAAAAACGUGUUAGGGAUUGUUGUUCUUUUUGCAUGUAUAUGGUUCAUGGUUGUAAAAAGAAAGAAAGCUAAGUUGUUCUUGUAGGUAUUCUUUGUGAAUAUACAUCGGGGAUUGUCACACUGCGCUUUUUAGCGUUUGGGGCAGAUAUAGUUGUUGUAUUUCGCUAAAUAGGAAAGGAAGUUAUUUA